Molecule: messenger RNA, 2870 nt
Organism: Zootoca vivipara (common lizard)
Lineage: Eukaryota; Metazoa; Chordata; Lepidosauria; Squamata; Lacertidae
Gene: NDUFAF1
Product: NADH:ubiquinone oxidoreductase complex assembly factor 1
Biological process (GO): mitochondrial electron transport, NADH to ubiquinone; mitochondrial respiratory chain complex I assembly
Cellular component (GO): mitochondrion
Source: RefSeq, a predicted model, not a curated record
CUUGGCCCCUAGAAGAUGGCGCUGCGAGGAAGCAGCGCGCGGGCGAGAGGGGGGCGGGGGAUGGCAGGGAGUGCGAUGGGUCUUGUUUCCCUUGAAGAAAUGAAAGCAGCAUUUUGGGAAUAAACGAGCCCUCAGUCGUACUGUAUAAGCAUUGUGUGAGCCGGGCUCUCCUUAAACGGCCGUUUCAAGGUUUUGGCCUACUGGGACUUCCUGAAGCCUGUUGUACUUCGUAGGCCUACAUGAGACUGAUUUGCGACUGUUCCUUACUGCGAAGUGAGGAGGGUAACGCAACAGUGUCCCUCGUCCUUCUCAGGGGGCCGAUAACGUCUCUAGGAGAAUUCUUAGCCGAAGGAGGGAGAGCUUUUGUUCUGGGGGCGCUUGGCCAGGAACUCUCCAGUGUGCAGCGCGGAACCUUGAGUGUGAGGCUCUUGUUUCCUUGUAGAGCGGAGCCAGCUGCACUCGGUCUCUGGGGUCUUACGGACGGCUUUCGGCGGCGGACUCGCGGAGGCAUCGCAGAUAGAAGCAAACAACAUUAAUCAGGGAUUGAAAGCACUAUUUUUUAAUUUAAAUAAAAGUUUGUUGGAAAGCAAAAGAUUCUAAUUUUCUACUAAUAUUAUUAUGGCUUCAUCCCUCAAGAUUUUGGAUGCUGCCUGUCUUCUAAAGAAAUGUCACUGGCAAAAUGGCUUAUGUCCCUUGCUUAGACCUCUUGUUGAUAGUUACAAUCUAACAUGGUACAGUAGCUACAGGAGACCAGGGACACCUCCUGACAGAACCCCGCCUUGGAAGAAAAUAAACUUCAGCUUUCAGAAAGGAGUGGAAGGCAUCAAGACACAUUUUGGACGAUUAGUGAAAGAAGUAACUGAUCAUGUGAAAGGGCCUGAGGGACGUCCAUUAAAGCAAUACAUGAUGGAACAGACAAGAGUGGCUUGGGAGUUUCGUGGUCAAGAAGACUUGGAUAAAUGGGUAAUCUCGUCUGAUGCUGAAAUUGGAGGGAAAAGUGAAAUCUAUUUGCAGCUGGGCAAGAAUAACCAGUCUGCUCUGUUGUAUGGGAACAUUAAUACUACAGUACCUCGUGAUGGUGAGACCAGGUACAGUGGUUACUGCUCCAUGAGAUCUAAACCUCGACUGGUGACUUUUGAUCGAAAGAAGCCUUAUGAUUGGUCAAAUUUCAAUACCCUGGUCCUGCGUGUUCGUGGUGAUGGUAGACCUUGGAUGAUAAACAUCUAUACAGACCCAUACUUCUCUCAUCAGAAGGAUGACAUAUAUAAUUACUUCAUGUUCACACGUGGGGGCCCGUAUUGGGAGGAAAUCAAGGUUCCAUUUUCUAAGUUCUUUUUUGCAAGCCGGGGGAGAAUCCAGGAUAACCAACAUGCACUCUGGUUAGAUAAGAUCAGUACCUUAGGACUCACCAUAGCUGACCAAGUAAAUGGUCCAUUUCAGCUGGAGAUUGACUUCAUUGGAUUGUUCUGUGAUGCAGCCCAUACAGAGGAAACUGCCUAUGAGCUAUAUGAAAGAAAUCCCAAGAAUCCCAAGAAGUAGAACUUACUGAACAUUUGGAGGACUGCUAUUCAUCUGAAAUUGGAAACUUCCACCACCACCACCCCCUUACACAAAAUUUGCAAACAGCAGGGGGAGGGAGGAAACCUCAGCCUACUAAAAUAGCAUGUGGAAAGACAGUAGUAGCUGUAAGUUAGUGGCUUUCAAGGUUAGGCGACUGGAUGCAUUCUAAUGGUUUACUAACUUGGAGUAAAGUCAACAGGCUAAAGGUCUAAAAUUACAUUGAAAUAUCCAUUUCACUUGAAGAGUAAGAGGCAAGUAUUUUGUGGGAAACAAAUAGCUAGCUAAUGAGUGGCAUAGAAGGCUUGGGGGGCUUGUGUGUUGGGCUACCUGAUAAAUUUCUCCCCUAAACUCAUUUCUGGCCACUGCAUUAUUUUUGAAUGUUUUUUUUUUGUAGCUACCAGCCAUCAUGGGUAGGAUGAGCUAAUUUGCAGACAUGCCAAAGCUUGUUAGAAAUGGAUCCCAAUGAGUGAUAUCAAAAAUGCAAUCCAUGCUGUGACCAAAGCCACUAGUGUACAGAGAUUAGUUGCAAUUCCAUUUGGAGGGAGUACUAGAUUCCGUUCUGACCUUAGUCUGUCCCAUUUAGAAGCCCUUCAUUGGAAGAGACUUGCAAAACAAGCUACACUCUUCCAUUCAGUUUAGGUGGGAAGAAACUUUGUUAUCAGAACUCUCCAUAGGGAAGUGUGUACCUGCUAUCAAUCAGAUGGAAGGACAAUACCACUAGGGGAAAAAAUGUUACAUCCUCUUUAAGAGUUUUCUGUGCUAUUCCUUCAAUCCUCGUCUCUACUACGUCCUGCCUGUGAUUAAAGCUUUUUUGGUCAUAUCAUGAUGAGUUCUAGAUGACUGGGCCUCUGAGUAAGGCUUUCUUGGUGGUGGUACCCCAUAGAAGGAACACACUUCCCUGCAGGCUGGUACCAACAUUAAUUUUGGAGCAAGGUGAAAAUGUUUUUCUGCAAUUUUUGAAGAUCGGCCUUGACUGAAGACGUUUAGGACAGGUGGAAGAACAUGUUUUAGUUUUAAGUACAGUCAUACUUCGGUUUAAGUACACCUCUGUUUGAGUAUUUUCAGUUUAAGUCCUCCGCGGACCUGUCUGGAACAGAUUAAUCCACUUUCCAUUACUUUCAAUGGGAAAGUUCGCUUCAGGUUAAGUACUCUUCAGGUUAAGUACAGACUUCCGGAACCAAUUGUGUUUGUAAACCGAGGUACCACUGUAUUUUAUAUAUAUAUAUUUAAUGCAAUGUAUGUUCUGAUCCUUCCUGGGUGCCGUUUUGCAGUGAAUGGGAUCUAAAAUAAAUAUGUAUUGUGUCUGCUCA